Megalops cyprinoides (Indo-Pacific tarpon) is the source of this 3531-nucleotide messenger RNA. RefSeq names its product thyrotropin-releasing hormone-degrading ectoenzyme-like. NCBI's taxonomy places the organism in Eukaryota, Metazoa, Chordata, Actinopteri, Elopiformes, Megalopidae. The record is from RefSeq and is a predicted model, not a curated record. The coding region runs from base 1 to 3018 and encodes 1005 amino acids. Gene Ontology annotation, biological process: peptide catabolic process; proteolysis. The transcript has 19 exons. Gene Ontology annotation, molecular function: peptide binding; zinc ion binding; metalloaminopeptidase activity. Gene Ontology annotation, cellular component: cytoplasm.
AUGGCUUUGGAUGACAAGCGUGGAAAAGGCUUAUCUUUCACACCAAUGGGAAUAGAAGAUAACACAAUGAGGAACGGGAGAGGGCUCUCGGAUCAGUGGGCCGACAGUGUCGUGGUCCGCCCGAGGACAACCGAACAGCACAUCACCGUCCACAAAAGACUGGUUCUGGGCUUUGCCGUCUCUAUUCUAACACUUAUCGUUGUGACCGUGAUCGCUGUCUUACUCAGCGUCAGGUUCGAGGAGUGCGCGGGGGAGAGCAGCUCACGCGCGGCCAACGGUUCCAACCCCAAAUUCAACCAGUCCCGGGAUGCUCACCCCAAUCACAAAGAUGAGGAGGUCCAGCCUUGGCGUCAUUUGAGGUUACCGACGUCUUUGAGACCACGACACUACGACUUAAAGCUCUCGGUCUAUAUGGAUAACUUCACCUUUUCCGGAGAAGUUAACAUCGAAUUUGAGUGUGUGAACUCCACAAAGUUUAUAGUGCUGCACGCGGACAGGCUGGAGUUGGAAAAGGCAGUGGUGUACUCGGAUAACAAAAAGCCCGGUGUCAUAAGAAUUCACCGUCAGUUUCACUAUCCAUCAAACCAAGUUUAUGUUAUCGCUUUACACCGGGAAUUAAAGCCGCAAAGAAUCUACAAAGUUAAUAUUACAUUCGAAGCCCAAAUUGAAAACGAACUGCUCGGAUUUUUUCGCAGUUCUUAUGUUUUGCAUGGAGAAAAAAGGUUUCUGGCAGUAACACAGUUCUCUCCCACUCAUGCCCGAAAGGCUUUUCCGUGCUUUGACGAGCCCAUCUAUAAAGCCACUUUCAAAAUCAGCCUGAAGCACGAAAGCACAUAUUUGUCUCUCUCCAACAUGCCGGUGGAAUUGUCCGUCCCGGAUGAAGACGGAUGGGUGACCAACCAUUUUUCUCGCACUCCUCGAAUGUCUACCUAUUAUCUGGCCUGGGCCGUGUGUAAUUUCACCUACAAGGAAACCUUCACUGACAGCGGCGUGGUGAUUCGGCUGUACGCCCGACCCAACGCCAUCCAGAGGGGGUCCGGUGACUACGCUUUGCAGAUCACAAAGAGACUCCUGCAGUUUUACGAAGACUAUUUCAAAGUGAAGUACUCCUUGCCCAAGUUAGAUCUCCUGGCCGUGCCCAAGCACCCCUACGCCGCCAUGGAGAACUGGGGUCUCAGCGUCUUCGUGGAGCAGAAGAUCCUGCUGGACCCUGAGGUCUCCUCCAUCUCCUACCUGAUGGAGCUCACCAUGGUGGUGGUGCACGAGAUCUGCCACCAGUGGUUUGGUGACCUUGUGACUCCAGUGUGGUGGGAAGAUGUCUGGCUUAAAGAAGGAUUCGCCCAUUUCUUUGAGUACGUGGGGACCGACUUCCUCUUUCCCAAAUGGAACAUGGAGAAGCAGCGGUUCCUGACGGAUGUCCUGCACGAGGUGAUGCUAUUGGACGGCCUGGCCAGCUCCCACCCUAUCUCCCAGGAGGUGUUCCAGGCCACCGACAUCGACCGUGUGUUUGACUGGAUCGCCUAUAAAAAGGGGGCGGCGCUCAUCCGGAUGCUGGCCAACGUCAUGGGGCAGCCAGUCUUCCAGAGGGGUUUAAAUGAUUACUUGUUGACACACAUGUACGGCAACGCGGCAAGAGAUGACCUUUGGAACAAGUUCUCGGAGGCGAUGCAGAAGGAGGGGAAGGACAUCAACAUCAAAGAGGUGAUGGAUCGCUGGACCCUGCAGAUGGGCUACCCGGUGGUGACCAUCAGCAAGAAUGACAGCCUGGACAACAGCGUGACCAUCAGCCAGGAGCACUUCGUCUACGACAUGGACGCCAAGAUCAGGGAUCCAGACCUGUUCAACACCAGUUUUCGGUGGCAAAUCCCUUUGACGCUUUCAUUGGGAAAUUCAACGUACAUAUCGUCAGAAGCGAUCAUUUGGGUUUCCAAUAGGACAGAAACACAUAAAAUUGGGCUGAUGAACGAGAACACGUGGCUGCUUGGGAACAUCAAUCAGACAGGCUACUUCAGGGUGAACUACGACCUGCAGAACUGGAGGCUGCUGAUCGAACAGCUGAUGAAAAAGCCAGAGGUUAUAUCCGUGGGCAACCGGGCAGGACUUAUCGAUGACGUCUUCAACCUUGCCAGAGCAGGGUACCUGCCCCAGAACAUCCCCCUGGAGAUGAUCUGCUACCUGCCCCAGGAGAGGGAGUUCCUGCCCUGGCACGCAGCCAGCCGCUCCCUGUACCAGCUGGACAAGCUGCUGGACCGCACCGAGGAGUACAGCGUCUUUAGUGAUUACGUGCUGAGACAAGUGGCGUCCAUGUACCACAGGCUUGGGUGGCCCGUGAGUUCUGCCAACGGCUCUGUCAUGCAAGUGGCCUACCAGACCGAGGAGAUGCAGAGGGAGGUGAUCAUGUUGGCCUGCAGCUUCGGGAACAAACACUGUCACCGACAGGCCGUGUCGCUCAUCUCGGACUGGAUAUCGAGCAAUAAGAACAGGAUCCCGCCGAACGUGAGGGACAUCGUUUACUGCACCGGCGUGUCUCUGAUGGACGAGGACGUGUGGGAGUUCAUCUGGAUGAAAUUCCACUCCACCUCCGCCAUCUCAGAGAAGAAAGUGCUCCUGGAGGCCCUGACCUGCAGUGACAACACGUUCCUGCUGAACCGACUUCUAAAUCUGUCACUCAGUUCAGACCUGGUGCCCGAUCAGGAUGUGAUUGAUGUUAUCAUACAUGUGGGCCGGAAUCCUCAUGGGAGACACCUGGCCUGGAGGUACUUCAGGGAAAAGUGGGACAUUUUAAAUUCCAGAUAUGGAGAGGCCUUAUUCAUGAAUUCCAAAUUAAUCAAUGGUGUGACCGAGUUUCUGAACACAGAAUCCGAACUGAACGAGCUGAGGGAGUUCGUCCAGAACAACGGCGGCGUUGCAGCCGCGGCGUUCGCCCGCGCCGUGGAGAUCGUGGAAGCCAACGUCAGGUGGCACAGCCUCUUCGAGCAGCGGUUCUUCCAAUGGCUACGCAAAUCCCCCAACAGCUAAUCUGCAACCAUAAUGAAUAUUCAUGAUACGGCAUCUCAUCGAAACAUUUACCCUCCGUAAGAGAAAGGGGAAGACAGAACAGAACAGUUGCGAAGACGGAGAAUAACUUCGUUUGAAUUGCAAAUGCAGAUAUAUAUUUUUUUCCUGCAAAAGAAACCUGCCCGUGGAAUGAAAUGAGGAGAAGGAAUCAGAUACACAAACAGAAUGGUGCCCGUUUUGGCUGGAAAAGAGGUGAAAGGAUGUGAUUGGAAGUAUUGCAUGGUCUUGUUUAUCUUCAGUUGACACUUUUUUGAGCAUAUUUUGUUUUUUUAAUGUGCAUGGAUUGUUCACUCCUUCACCACUUGUCCAGCAUGCUUGACCUAUGACCUAUGACCUACAGCCAUUCUCCAAUCCGGUCAAACCCCAAGUGUUAUUCAGACAAAAUGAGAUGGACAACCCAGGACAGGACGCAGGGCAACGUUAUGCAACUGUUACAAGCACAAAUGACUGUCUUGACAAUCAGUGUUUCAUUCG